Molecule: messenger RNA, 744 nt
Organism: Botrytis porri
Lineage: Eukaryota; Fungi; Ascomycota; Leotiomycetes; Helotiales; Sclerotiniaceae
Exons: 3
Coding region: 1-744 (247 amino acids)
Molecular function (GO): zinc ion binding
Source: RefSeq, a predicted model, not a curated record
AUGGAAACGAAAGCACCCAUAAAUACAAAUACAAAUACGGGUUCACCUACAAAUCUUCCCUCAACACUGUCCGAGACAGCACAUUCUGAUUUUCCAAUGGUGGUAGAAAAUCAUAAUCACAAUCCUCACACUAGAACCGGAACUGCAAUCAGAACUGAAACCACAACUGGCAAUAAAGUAAAUUCAAGCCAUUCGGAGAUUAAUACUCAACCCCCUCCUUCGUACAACGCUCACUCGAAUGCUGAUCAGCGGUCGAGUGAGAAGGGGGCUGUAUCGAAUACUAAUUAUCAUAAUAAUGAGAAUGGAAGCAAUGAGAAUAAUGGAAGUAAUGAGAAUGAAACCCCCCCGCAAUUUCAAAUACAUCCGGAAGUAUUGAUGAAUCCGAAUGUGGGAGGAAAUACGGGAGGAUAUGCUGGAAAAUAUGAAGGACAACAUCCAGCACCCCUCACUUCCCUACAAAAAGAAUCGAGAUUGGUGAGGUGUCCUAGGUGUGGGGUGUGUGAGUAUACGGGGGUGGAGUGGGUUAAUGGGGGGACGGCGGAUAUCUCAGCCCUCCUCUGCUGUCUCUGUUUUUGUCUCCCGUGCGUACCGUAUCUCAUGACGAGCUUUAAGGAUGUCCAUCAUAAGUGUGCGAAUUGUGGAUUUUUGGUUGCGGUUUGGAAAAGAAGUGGAAAGACAGAGGUGAGUGUGGCGGCUAGUGCGGCUGCUGCUUCUGGGGGUGCGGGAGUUACGGGAGGGAAGUAG